AUGACUUUAAACGGCUCUCAUUCAGAGGCCGAAGAGUCUAGGACUCUUGACACUUCUUCGAUCAUGGCUUCGACUAUGUUGACUUCAAGUCAGGAUAGUGAAAUUCACGAUGGCAAUGGUAUCUCUGGUGGUCUUGACACUAUAGCCAUAGAUGAUGCCAAAUCUGCUGCACAAAGAGCUGAAAGAGAAGAUUACAAGCGGAUGGAAGAAUGCCUUUAUAGGCACCGAAAAGAGUGGGAGGUGGAAGGAGGAUCAACGGGAUGGAACAUGUGGACUUUCAGCGACUAUUUUUCGGACGGAAGAGUUUCGCGCCGUUGGGAACUUAAUAACAAUGAACUCUAUGAACGGCCAAACCCCUUUAAUCCCUCUCAUGAUUGCAGGGAUAAGAAAGAUGAUAAAAAUGCUCGCGCUUAUGCGGAGUUUGAUCGCGACAUCGAUUAUGGGCACCGCCGCGAACGGCUCCGUAAGAACUUUGAAUGGGACAUGGAUCGUCUUUACCUAGCAGAAGAAGCAGAGAAACGAAGGAAAUUUAAGGAAGAAGAAGCUAAAGAAGAUGCCGAGAAAGAAGCUGAGACCGACAUAACCACACAGCAAAUCUUUGCAGAGCCCAAGAAUAACCGGCUAGGCUGGUCCGCGUUCAGAGACAUGGAAUUGGUGGCCGAGGAGAAUUCAUACGCUCUUGACAUUCUCAUAGGCGAUCCUAUUAUCGAUGAUGAUGCGCGAGAUUAUCGGCGGUGGUAUGGCUACUCUGGUCAGCGAUCGCGCAAGACAGAGAUUGCACGGGAUCGCAAGGUGUAUGAGACGAAUGAAAAUGGACAAGUGGCACUACCUGAGAGGAUCAGAGUUCAUUCAACUAUUCUUCGUCAUAUCCUCUCCAAUAUACUGGCAUCACACGCAGGUGAGGCAUUGACCAACAGUGGAUACCCUUCGAUAGUCUUUGUUAGGCCGUUCAAGGCCAUCUUCUACUGCAAGGCUGCACUGCUAAAUUUCAAUUGGUACACAGCGCUUGAGAAGAAGUUGGAGGAAGAGAAGAACAAACCAAAAGCAGAUGGAGAGAACACAAAUAAAGAGGAGGCUGAAGAAGAAGCGGACGAAGACUCAGAGCUUGAUAACUUCACAAAGUCGCCGGCUGCCCUGGAGCACUUGAGAUGUCUUUUGGACUUUAUCGAUUCCGACAUUUCCAAGAGGAUAGAUUAUCUCCAAGGACCUCAAUGCCGCAAGGUUUAUUUCUCAGAUCUCUGGUUCCUUUUCCGACCAGGAAUGGAAGUCAUUGGAAGCGAUGGCAAGCAGGCCUACAGAGUUAUCAGUGUCACCAGCGCAAAGCACAGAGUCGCAUCGCCUUUCAACAUUACUUGUAUCUAUAUCGACUUUGACGGAAAGAAUAUCGGCCCAGUAACUAAAAUCUUUGACUUCAAAAGAUUUGACGGCGAGAAAGAGGUUACGUUACUAGAAGUCUAUCCCCUUCAUCUUCAUCCUGUCAAGCAAUCGGAUUUUGAUGACUCGACGUGGGCGGAAAUUGAGCCACUUCCACCAAGCCAAAGAUAUCGACACAAAUUGAUACGCCGAGGAGCCAUGUUCCUCGAGGUCGCUGCCGUCAAGCACAUGUACUACGCGGGGCCGACGUUAGAAGUGCGAGACGACGUUGAAGGCCAAGUCGUUAUCGACUUUGAAACAGCCUUCUCUGUUGAAGAUGAAACUCAGAAACAGUGGAAGCCAGUAUUACAGCCGCUUAUUGGAAAUCCCUCUGUGGAAGAAGAUGAUGAAGCAAUGGAGGCUCGUUGUCGCGGACGCUGCUGUGAGGGUGAUGUUGUAUACGACGACAUGUACAUAGACGAUCAGCAGAAAACCGAGUACCUCGACAGUCUCUUGCCAAAGAUGACGGCGCUAAAUGAGCAGCCUUCUAUUGCCAUCUUUCCAAGGUCCUUGAAAGAGUUGCAAGCUGGUACUGAGGACUUCCCUUAUGUUACGGAUGAGGAAUUGGUCAUUAUGUCGUAUCGGGUGUUUGGCUUUGUUCUGCGCAACCGAAAAUGGGCCAAAUUGGAUCUUUCGCACAUGACGGCCGUCCAUGCGCCCGAUGCGUCAGCUGUAUUGGCCGAAGAACGGGCACGUAAUAAUAAUGAGAGCAAGAAGCCAAAAACCGCUUUUGAUCGUCUUGUUAUCGAAAAGGAACACAGAUCCAUGAUUGUGUCACUUGUUGCCCAGCAUUUCCGAGACAAAAAGUCGUCGAGCAGACAGCAGCAACAGUUUGACAUCGUCAAAGGCAAAGGAGAUCUCGGGACAACGGCAGCAGAAGUCGAAAAAGCCCUGGAAACAAACUUUGCACUAGCAAAUCGAUGGGAUUGCGUUCUUCUUCUUGACGAGGCCGACGUGUUUCUAGCGGAAAGGACCAAAGAAGACUUUGUGCGGAAUGGGCUUGUAGCAGUUUUCUUGCGUGUUAUGGAAUACUACGCCGGUAUUCUCUUCUUGACGACGAAUCGUGUUGGAGACUUUGACGAAGCUUUCACCUCGCGCAUUCACAUCAGCUUAUACUACCCAGAGCUGGAUGCUGGCAAAACUCUUGAAGUCUUCGAUAACAACUUGGCCAUGAUUGAAGGCCGGUUUGCGAAGAAGAACAGAGUCAUUAAUAUCGAAAACACAAAGAUUCGAGGAUUUGCAGCCACUCAUUUCCUCCAGCACAAGGAAGCUCGCUGGAAUGGCCGGCAGAUUCGCAACGCUUGCCAGACAGCGCUGGCGCUAGCCGAGUAUGAAGCUCAGGGCAAUAGUCACGAGGCUAUUUUGAAGCCCGACGCUGUCAUAAAUCUCAGUGAAAGACACUUUGAAAUUGUGCGAAACGCGUAUCUCGAGUUUGCCGACUACAUGAACAAACUAUAUGGCAUUGGCACCGCACAGCGCGCCAAAGAAGGCAGACUACGAGCUGUCUGGGUCGACGAGAAUAACAAUAUAGUCGACACUUCUGGGUCAAACAACAGAGGACAAGACAAAAAGAAGGCCUUUCUCAACUCAACACAAGGACAGCUCCCUCAACAACAGACAUUUCAAUUCGGAGUGCCACAACAACAAUACCAGCACCAGAAUAUCGUGGCUCCACAGCCUGUCUACCCCAAUUCCAAUCAGAUGCAGAUGCAGAUGCAGAUGCCAAAUGUUCCCAUCAACCAGCAGUGGAAUAAUAGAGUAGAAAAUACAGGUAAUGCUCCAUUCCAGAGUCCGACGGGAGGGCAGGAUCAGAUGCAGAUUCCACGUUCAAUUGUACAGCAACAGCCUCUAGCACUGUCACCGUCAGCAGGCCAGCAGCAAUCAAUUGCACAACAGCUCGGCCAGGGAAUCCAGAGCAUGUAUACAGCAUCAUCUACCCAGUAA
Trichoderma virens Gv29-8 is the source of this 3357-nucleotide messenger RNA. RefSeq lists its product as uncharacterized. The transcript has 10 exons. The record is from RefSeq and is a predicted model, not a curated record. The coding region runs from base 1 to 3357 and encodes 1118 amino acids. Gene Ontology annotation, molecular function: ATP hydrolysis activity; ATP binding. NCBI's taxonomy places the organism in Eukaryota, Fungi, Ascomycota, Sordariomycetes, Hypocreales, Hypocreaceae.